AUGCUUCUUUCUACACUUCGCCUCGCCUGUACUGCUCGUAGGACCACGAAUUCUAUUUCAGAAUACGUAUUGAAAAAUGGCAAGAAUAAAUUUUUCGUAAAUCGGAGGAUAGCUAAUUUAGACGGGAACAUAUUGAGGAUAUUUAUUUGGAAAAACACCAUUGUCCCAUCGUUCCUUCAGUUCAUGAAUUUACGUUUUGAUAAAAUGACUUGA
This is a messenger RNA of Acanthoscelides obtectus, 213 nucleotides long. Lineage: Eukaryota; Metazoa; Arthropoda; Insecta; Coleoptera; Chrysomelidae. The record is from the annotation of a GenBank genome assembly.